GCAGGUAUUCCUUUGAUGUGCCGGCCGGUGACAUUUGCUUAUGGCUCGGAUAUUGAUAUUUGCGUGCUGUGCGGAUUAUUUUAAUGCUGAUAAAUUUACGAAUGCUCUCAAAGUUGAAGUGAAACGUGCGUGAAUCUGAAUAUUUCACUGAUAUUAUGUCCGCCUCACCUGCUUCGAAUCCGAAAUCUCCGGAUAUUUCGGAGAAAAACAAGAAGUACGAUCGGCAAUUGAGGCUAUGGGGAGACCAUGGCCAGGCAGCUCUGGAAUCUGCAUCCGUCUGCCUCAUCAAUGCCACAGCCACAGGCACAGAGAUGCUGAAGUCACUAGUUCUGGCUGGUCUGGGGUCAUUCACUAUUGUGGAUGGCAAGAUUGCAACUGCGGAAGACAUCGGCAACAAUUUUUUCCUGCCGUCGGACUGCGCGGGGGAGAGCCGCGGCCGGUCCGCCUGCCGGCUGCUGCUGGAGCUGAACCCGGACGUGCGCGGCCAGCAUGUGGAGCAGCCGCUGGAGAGGCUGCUGGACACGGAGCCGGACCGGCUGCAGGCCUUCAGCGUGGUGGUGGCCACCGAGCUCACCGACAGCUGCCUGUCGCGUCUCUCAGAGGUGCUCUGGUCGCACAAUGUGCCCCUGCUGGUCGCCAGAAGUUACGGCCUCGUCGGCAGCAUACGUCUACAGGUCCGAGAGCACCUGGUGGUCGAGUCGCACCCGGACCCGGACAGCGUGGUGGCCGACCUGCGCCUGCUGCGGCCGUUCCCGGCGCUGGCCGCCUUCUGCGACUCACAGCAGCUGGAGGCCAUGGACCGGGCCGCGCACGGACACACGCCCUUCCUGGUGCUGCUCUACAAGGCGCUGCAGCGGUGGCGUGACGAGCACGACGGAGCGCCGCCCAGCGGGUACCGCGAGAAGAAACAGUUCAAGGAGACACUGCAGCAGUUCCGUCUGAGGACCGCUGACGGCGUGCCGGAGCUGGAGGAGAACUUUGACGAGGCAGAGCGGGCCGUCAACACGCUGCUGACGCCGCCCUCGGUGCCGGAGGCGGUGCGGACCCUCUUCGCCAGCCAGCAGUGUAACAGCCUCACCGCCAAGAGUGACGACUUCUGGGUGCUGGUGAAGGCGCUGCACGAGUAUGUGGAGAACGAGGGCGGGGGCCUGCUGCCGGUGCGCGGCCCCAUUCCGGACAUGUUCUCCGACUCGGACCGCUACAUUCAGCUGCAGAACAUUUACCGGGAGGAGUCGCGGCGCGGCGCCGAGCAGGUGCAGCGGCGCGUCCAUCUGCUGCUGGAGAGCCUCGGCCGGCCGGCGGACGUCAUCAGCGAGGAGCAGGUGCGCCAGUUCUGCCGCAACACGCACGCGCUGCGCGUGUUCGAGGGCACCUCUGUACAGCAGGAGCUGCGCCACCUGCGGCUGCCCGCCAACGAAAUGGCGGCGCACCUGCAGAACCCGGAGAGCGAGAUGGUCAUCUACGCGAUGCUGCGCGCCGCGGAGCGGUUCCGAUCCGAGUACAGCACGGCGCCCGGCGCCGAGGACGACCAGGUCGAGACGGACGUCAUCAAACUCAAGGCGUGUCUGAGUCGCCUGCUGUCCGACUGGGGCUGCCAGAACACCAUCAAAGACGACUACGUCCAGGAGUUCUGUCGGUACGGCGGCUCGGAGCUACACACCGUGGCUGCGCUGAUCGGGGGCUGCGCCGCCCACGAGGUCAUCAAGCUGGUGACGGGGCAGUACGCGCCCAUCGACAACACGUUCAUCUACAACGGCAUCAGCUCGUCCAGCGCCGUGUUCCGGCUGUGAUAGGACUGUGCGAUCUCCGCUCCGCCGCCGUCGCCGGUGCCGGCGGCGGGGCCCGCUAUAGGACGCUUUGUGCAUCAACUGUGCUAUGAACUGUUAGGUGAACUGCGAGAACUUAAUAUGAACUGCGAACCAAGUGUCAAGGAAGUGUCGGGAAGAAAUGCGGUAGAAGUGUUGAAAACCGUAGCUAAGACCAUUAUUACCCUGCUGAAUUCCGUUUCUGAAUGUGUUUCCGUGCCCUCAGUGUUCCGUGCUUUGUGCCGAAGUGUACCUCUGUGUUGCCUCAGCCGUGCCGUGUUUGGAGAACUCUCUAAUAUCUCCCACAAUGUGUGAGAUGGUGUUACCACUCAGAAGGAGCGCACCCGUCGAGGACCAGUGGGUCCCGUGGGAGGUCUGGGAGGGACGGCGAACCGUCUCCCAGCCGCCGGUCGUGCCGCGUUCCCCGCGUAACCGGCGUGAUCAGUGUUCCGUGAAAUAUCUGCUGACAAUAGAAGUCACGUAUGAAUCGUAGAGAGGCACGGAAAUGUGAUGGCGAUUGGCGCGACAACUGAGUGAUGGUUAAUGUAUCAAAACCAAAUGUAACAUCUCCGAGGAUUCGGUAUAUUUAUGACUGAUUACCGUCUACCUAUUCGACUGACUUUGACUUGACCUUUGACUUGUCCGGCGGUUUUUCAGCGCCCAGCCCCCGGGAAAACGUUCCCGCCGGACGUAGACGGCUAAUGGACUGAGCUGGAGCGGCAGACGGACGUCAGACCACGUCUGUAAAUAGGUAGAGCGCGCGGCACAGCGAUCACUCGAGCGUGUAUUGAUCUGAUCCUGGGAGGCAGCAUACAGCUAUACAAAUGGCAAAUUAAACCGUAUAUACAGCGGGGCGGGGCGGGGCUCGGGUCAGCCGGUUGGACCGUGACCCAGACUAGCGUGGCGCGCGGCGCUCCGAGGCGCGGCAGCGCGGCCCCUCC
Amphibalanus amphitrite is the source of this 2746-nucleotide messenger RNA. RefSeq names its product NEDD8-activating enzyme E1 regulatory subunit-like. Gene Ontology annotation, cellular component: nucleus; cytoplasm. Gene Ontology annotation, biological process: protein ubiquitination; ubiquitin-dependent protein catabolic process; DNA damage response. The record is from RefSeq and is a predicted model, not a curated record. Bases 156 to 1790 code for a protein of 544 amino acids. The transcript has 11 exons. NCBI's taxonomy places the organism in Eukaryota, Metazoa, Arthropoda, Thecostraca, Balanomorpha, Balanidae. Gene Ontology annotation, molecular function: ubiquitin activating enzyme activity; NEDD8 activating enzyme activity.